UAUUAAACAUUGGAUAUUUGUUUUAUAAUUGUGAAGAAUUCUAUUUUACAAACUUUAUAGACUGAAGAGGACGAAUUUACACAUCAUCUUCAACACUAAAUUUUCAAGGUGGUGAAAUAUCUAGAGGUAUUCUUCAAUUUAAGGAUGGUCAAUUAUUAAACGAAUAUGGUGUAUUAGCAUUAAAGGUAUAUUUAGCAAAUGCGUUUGGGCUGGGGAAAAGAUCUAAAACAUAUCGUGUUAAAUGAGUUGACACCAAUAUGGAUGAAAUUUUGAUGAGCCCUGAUAAUAAUCUAUGGUUAAGGGCAGACGAACCUAUUAUGUUUUUAGCAUGCGCUUUAGAACUGAAGGGUUAUUAUAAAAACCCAAACGGUUUUAUUUCUAGAUUACCUAUACUUGUUGAUGCGACUUGUAAUGGUCUUCAACACCUGAGUGCCAUGGCUUGUGAUAUUCAGUUAGCUAAUAGAGUUAACAUUGCACAAUCCAAUAAUGAUGAUGAUAUUAGAGAUAUCUAUUCAGAAUUAAUUCCUAAUAUUGAUAAAAAGAUUAAAGAUUUAAUCACAAAAGAUAAUAACUAUAUUAACCUUUCAGAUUUAAAAGUGAAUAGAAAGUUGAUUAAAAGAGGCAUAAUGACUAUUACGUAUGGUGUUACCAAAAAAGGAAUUUUGGAUCAAUUAUUAUCCGAUCAGUUUUAUUUGUUUAGUUUAUUAAAUAAUAAAUAUAUAUAUAGAUCGAAGUAUGAUUAUAACGGAGAUGUCAACUUGACACUCAAAGAUUUGUGAGCUUUAAGUGAGAUUAUUUAUGAAACAUUAUUUGAGGUUCACCCUGUAUUAAAUAAUAUUAUGACGUAUUUUGAUGAUAUUGUUGAUCUAAUGAAUGCGUUGGGGUUAAAAAUUCAAUGAUAUACACCUAGUGGUUUAUUACUUAACCAGGAAUAUUGUUUAUUUACAAAGUAUGAUAUUACAACAGCAAUUAGGGGGAUAAAACCAAAAAAAAUUCGCUUGCAAAAACCAAAGAUAAACAAAAAGACAGGUUUAUUAGAAAUAGCUAAGGGAAAACAAAAACAGGGGUUUAUUCCUAACUAUGUUCAUUCGUUUGACGCCGCACAUGUUGUUUUAAUAGUCAAUAGAUUUAAUGAAUUAUAUAAUUUAAAGGUUAUAACUAUACAUGACUGUUUUGGUUGUCAUGCUAAUUAUAUUAAUACACUAUCAGAAGUUAUUAAAGAGUGUUUUAUAAAAAUGUAUAUAGAUC
Molecule: messenger RNA, 1248 nt
Organism: Durotheca rogersii
Lineage: Eukaryota; Fungi; Ascomycota; Sordariomycetes; Xylariales; Xylariaceae
Exons: 1
Coding region: 258-779 (173 amino acids)
Biological process (GO): mitochondrial transcription
Cellular component (GO): mitochondrial DNA-directed RNA polymerase complex
Molecular function (GO): mitochondrial promoter sequence-specific DNA binding; DNA-directed RNA polymerase activity
Source: RefSeq, a predicted model, not a curated record